CCUCCUCUGAGACACACACACACACGUCAACUUUAUUGCUUAACAUCUGACGUGGGAUUUGGAGAUUCUUUGAAACGUCUGGAGCUCUGUUUGUCUGAAGACGACUUCUGUGGAUGUGGAGGUUCUCCUGUGGACCUGAAGACUGUCAGAAUGUACGGUCUGCUGUGCGAGAGUCUGCAUGACUUCAUCAAGGAGUCGUACGGGGAUGAUGUCUGGAAACUGGUCCGAGAAAGAGCUGACGUCCGCCUCCACUCCUUCGUCACUCACGAGGUGUACAGUGAGAGUGUAAUUCCACGUAUCGCUAAAGCAGCGAGCGGCGUCACAGGAACACCUUAUAGUGAACUCAUGAACUCAUGGGGUGUUUAUUUCCUGGGAUUUGUGGGAAAAUACGGAUAUGACAGAAUCCUCAAGGUGUUGGGCCGUCACGUGCGUGACUUUGUUAAUGGUCUGGAUAACUUACACGAGUACCUGCGCUUCAGUUACCCGAAAGUCCAGCCUCCGACCUUCUUCUGUCAGGAGGAGUCGGCUACAGGUGUCACGCUGCAUUACAGGAGCAAACGGAAGGGUUACCUGCACUACGCUAUGGGUCAGCUGAGACAAAUGGGAAAACAGUUUUAUGACACGGACAUUCACGUGGAGGUUCUGUCUGAGCAGCUGGUGGGAGAUUAUUCACAUGUGACCAUGAGAUUAAACUUUGAUAACUCUGCGUAUCGCUACAUCCAGAAAGAAGAUGAGGAGGAGCAGGAGAUUCUCCCCAUCACCAGUGACUUCUUCUUUGAAGUGUUUCCCUUCAACAUUGUGUUCAGACAGGACAUGGUUGUGCAUAACGUGGGCUCUGGAUUGGCCACCGUGUUUCCUGACCUGGAUGGGAAGAAGAUCAACGAUGCUUUUUUACUGGCUCGUCCUCUUGUGGAGUUCACAUGGAACAUGAUCAUCUCCCAUCCCAACAAUCUGUUUGAGAUCAUGUCGAAGGAGCCUGUGAAGAGAGAGAGGAACCUACAUAACAGAGUUCAGAACUCUGAUUAUGAGAACGCCAACCGCUCGGCAGACGUGGACGUGGAGCUGAUGGCCUUUCAGUCAAUCAUAGGGGACGAUUAUAAAGAUGGAAACAGUGCUAAUGCGAUGGAGAGCUGGGGUGAUGGAAGCCGCUGUCUUAAACUCAAGGGUCAGAUGAGAUACAUGCCAGAGUGGGAGUCCAUCAUCUUCCUCGGGACACCGGUAGCUCACGAUCCACAGUGCCUCACGUUCUCUCUUUCCGUCUCACAGGAGCAGAAGAAAUCCAGCAAACUAGAGGAGAGCAUGAAGAUGUUGGACUAUGAGAUGAAGAAGACGGAUGAUCUUCUCUACAGAAUGAUUCCUAAACCUGUUGCUAAGAGACUGAGGAAGGGAGAGCCCGCUGUGAACACCUGUGAGGUGUUUCCGGAUGUCACCAUCCUCUUCAGCGAUGUCGUGGGUUUCACUCGGAUCUGCAGUCACAUCACGCCCAUGCAGGUGGUGUCCAUGCUCAACACCAUGUACACGCUCUUCGACACGCUGAGUGAGAAACACCGAGUGUUUAAAGUGGAGACUAUAGGCGAUGCCUACAUGGUAGUGGCCGGCGCUCCUGAAAAAACCAAGUAUCACGCUCACAACAUCUGUGACAUGGCUCUAGACAUGGUUCGGUCGAUCGAUCAUCUCAAAGAUCCGUCUAACGGAAACCACAUUCAGAUCCGUGUGGGUAUUCACUCGGGCAUGGUGGUCGCCGGGGUCGUAGGUCACAAGAUGCCUCGCUACGGUCUUCACGGGGACACGGUCCACACCGCUUCUGCCAUGGAGAGCAAUGGAAAGGAGAUGCACAUUCAGCUGAGCGGCGCCACCUACGAGCACCUGAAGGGAAGCCAUUUCAUCUUUGAAAGACGCGGUACCAUCACCAUCAAGGGGAAUGUUGAGAUUGAGACGCACUGGCUGAAAGGAAAGAGAGAUAAAGACGGGAACGCUCAGGCUGCCUGUCCUCAGUUUGAAGCUCAGACCAUCAGUAAAGCCGCCAUUUCUGCCCCCGAGCCCCCCAUCGAUGAAGAAGUGCUGGUUUUCCCAUCCGUGGCAGGUGAGGAUGAAGAUGAUGUGAAGUCCAUCCGAUCUCACCGCGUGAAGAUGGAAACCUCUGGAAACUCUCUGGAGGAGUCCACAGAGGAGUGUCGGGCGGAGGAAACGUCGGUCAGUAAGUCUCAUUGUAAGGAUCCGCUGCAGGACAGCAGUCUACAGGACCCACACAUCGCGCUCCACUCGGCUGAGUUUGAUGGACGAGAUUCCAUUAUGGAGUCUCCAGCUGGAUCCUGUGACUCCGGCUGCUCGGAGAAAAGCACCAUGUGUUCUGUGUGCUAAACGUGCCCAUCCGAAACAAUCCUUUGAUAUCUCACAUUAAUAGUCCUCAAAAUCACAAGUUUUUCACUGAAUAUGUGUUUUUUCAAAUUCUGUACAUUGGAUUCACUUUUCUGUAGUAGAUGAAAAAUAUCAGUAUUUUUAGAUUUCAGUUGAUCAGUAUUGACACUGGAAUCUGCUUCUAUAAAAAAAAAAAACGCUUAAAGGAUGAAAUCACAGAUUCUAAAGCGACACUUUCCAUGGAUGUACCGACAUUCUCAUUUCCAUGAAUCAACUCUUAAAUUUACUUGAAAAGGUUCAUAUGUAAUCCAACUCAGCAUUUAAGCAAGUGUAAGAAUGAAUCCUUCAGCUGAUUUUUUUUAUUGAUUUAUAUUUCACCUGUUUUUGUGUCUGACGUUAUCACACUUUUGUGCGUGUCUGUUGUUUUCUUUGGCGUCAUAAUAAAGCACUU
Messenger RNA from Triplophysa rosa, 2809 nucleotides. RefSeq names its product soluble guanylate cyclase 88E-like. Bases 151 to 2361 code for a protein of 736 amino acids. Lineage: Eukaryota; Metazoa; Chordata; Actinopteri; Cypriniformes; Nemacheilidae. The transcript has 18 exons. Gene Ontology annotation, molecular function: heme binding; oxygen sensor activity; guanylate cyclase activity. Gene Ontology annotation, biological process: nitric oxide-cGMP-mediated signaling; cGMP biosynthetic process; response to oxygen levels. The record is from RefSeq and is a predicted model, not a curated record. Gene Ontology annotation, cellular component: guanylate cyclase complex, soluble.